Schistosoma bovis is the source of this 5032-nucleotide messenger RNA. Lineage: Eukaryota; Metazoa; Platyhelminthes; Trematoda; Strigeidida; Schistosomatidae. The record is from the annotation of a GenBank genome assembly.
GUACUUUUCACUUCACAUAGCAUCCAUUGAACAAUUUGAUUUUGAGAUUAUUCAUCCGUGAUACCUGUAGUCACGGUCAACACAUCUACAGCCUCUCAAAAACCUGUUCAAUCAAUUAAAAUACAGUCUAAAUUCGAGGCUCAAGGCAUAAGAUCAGAGAGGUUUACUGAACUUGAUAAUAUUGUUUGAUAUUUUAUUACUUAGACGAUCGGCUACUAGCAUAAAUUCGGUGCCUUACAUGAUGGUUGAGAGCAUUAUAGACAGACGAGUUCGCCGUGGUCGCGUGGAGUACCGUGUUAGAUGGAAGGGGUUUCCUCCGGAGCAAGAUUCUUGGGAACCCUUCACCAGUCUUCGCGAACCAUGCCUUUCAUUAAUUCAAGACUUUCACAUCCGUUACCGCAAACUUCAUCAUGGAAAAAGGCGUUACUCUCUACCCUUGGUUUCUCGUAGUAAGCUUUUGAAGUGUGAAACAGAUGAAUUUCAUGAAAUGUCUGUAAAAUUAGAAAAAGAUAGCGAUGACGACUUAGCUGCAGACAAGAGCAGUAUUUCGUCUACCAAAAGCCAACCACCUCCACUUCCUUUUAAGUUAGGUAAGAGAAAUACUGUACGGCCAACGUCGCGUCGUUCUGCUCCAAGUUCAGUAGCCUUAAGUUCGACUAGUUUCUUUUCGUUACAACCGGGAACUUAUUCUGGUCACUCGUCAUCCCUUCCGAGUUCUGAGUCCAGUGUUUCUCAAACACCAUUAGUCUGCGAUCCAGGUGCGUUGUUGAACAUCCCAACACUUGACCGUUCAGAUCAUACGGUACACCCAGAUAAUGGUUGGGUUCCCUGUGAAGUUUCUGGUGCUUCAACUGGUUCACUAUCUAGUCCUAAUACAAUUCAGGCUGAAGAUGACUGUAAAGUUCCCAUGGAUAAAGUUCCUGUUGUCGGACUUUCUAAAAAUAACUGCGGAGAUACUUCACAACGAUUACAAAAAACAUCAAGAUCACUUCCUGACCGAUCAAACCGUAAUACUCCCAAGUCGAGCAAACGCAAAUUGCAGCCCAAUGAUGGUGCUGGUAAACAAAAUGAUUCAGCAUCUGCAAAUCAGCAAGUCUCUCAAAACUUCCUGAAGGGAGAUAAGAAUGUAGGCAAUUUCACUACCUCUGAUACCCAAGAAAAUUCUAUCCUCGGGCAAACACGUAAAUCUGUUACGAUUAUGCUAAAGGCUUCUCCCACACAUGAGUUUCAGAGCACUAGAUCUCUCCACCGCAGUAAUUCACCAAACUCUAAAUCUCUUCCUACUACUGCCUCUAAACCGGUUUCCAAAAAGCGUGUUCAGCCUACUAGUGCAACUUCAAAGCCAGAACUAGAUGUUGAUGCUUCCGAAUCCCUACCAUCACGUGAAGAUCAAUCUCUCAUAUCUGAUUCUAUCAUAUCAAAAGUCAUGAAUAUCGUUGUUCAUCUGAAAAACUUAAGAAGACGCCCUGUACAAGAGAUUGUCCUGGCACUUUGCCAAAAGCACCAUAGUAUUCCUGAAAGCCUCGUUUUAUCUUCUCUAGACAUCUUAGUUACACGAGGUCACUUACACCGUGUUGAGUCAGCCAAGGGUAUAUCUUAUCGUUCCAACCCUUUUGUUGUGGCUCGGGGAGACCUAAAGAAACCUGCAUCUCUAUCAGCCAAAAUUAAAGCCAAAUAUAAUGGUGGAGUGAAUGGAAAACGACCCAAGUGCACGACGUCUGCUGUACCUGAGCCUAAACGACCGGAUUCAGUGGAGUCACCAAGCCAUUCUUUAUCUAAAAUUGCACGAACUGAUCCAUCAACCAAUGUUCACCAGCGCUCUAGUCGGAGAUCUGUAACAUAUGGAUCAGUGGCUUCUGAAAAAUCCAAUACGCAUUGUUCUUGUUAUUCAGAUAUCAAUGGAAAAAUCUAUUUCAAUCAGUCUUCUGUUAUUGUGGAUGAUGUACAAGUAAAUCAGGAUCAUACCAUACAUCUUAACGGAGGAGAUUAUUCAAUGAGUGUUAAAUCACCACCAAAUAUUCUUCAACAAGGCACCAAGAUAUUUAUUGUACCUCCGGCUAGUCCAUUAAAUGAAACAACUUUUGAAAGUCAAAUGAAUAACUUACCAUUUCAUCGAUCUGAGCAACCUAAUCAAAGUUCAUGUAAUAAUUUGAGUUCUACAUCUGGGUCCAAUCUCGAUAGUUCAAGCAUUCCACAAACAAAUUCAAGACGUAGUAAUCGACAAGUAGAUGGUUAUAAAUUCAAAUCGAUUUGGGUAAAGAAAAAUGUACAAGGUGGAUUUACAGAAGUUUGGUUACAAUCACCUGGUUCUUUUCUAAAAAAUGGAUUCACAAUUCAGGUCCUUGAAGAAUUAACCAUUGUUUUGAACCGAGCAACAAAUGAUACAAGUCGUUUAAUCAUGAUUUCUGGGACAGGAACUGUGUUUAGCUCCGGAAUAGACUUGACAACAAUUACGGGCGAUCUUUUAAGAAGUGCAUUUAUUGGUCCAUCUUCAUGUGAUUCAUCUCGCAGUUCAUCCUCAAGUUCAGCCAAUGUAUUCGCUUCACGUAAUUCAAAUCAUCAUAAAAUUGGAGCUGAUAAUUCAAAAUCACAUCAUUCUGAUAAUACAAAUUGUUCAUUUUCUCAAACUAACUAUGACUCAAAUUUAAAUUCAUCAUCUCACAGAAAUGCAAAUAGAGUUCAUUCAUUUUUCUGCUCACCAAAUGCUUCAAAUGUCGGACGUCUAGCGGCAGCUUUAAGGUCAUUUUUAUUGGCAUUAGUUUCAUUUCCUAAACCUGUUGUAGUUGGUGUAAAUGGUCCAGCAUUAGGACUGGCUGUUGCUAUAUUACCUUUGUGUGACAUUGUUUACAUAAGUGACUCAGCUACAUUUUAUAUGCCAUACACUCGACUUGGUCAAAUCCCUGAAGGAGCAUCAACUUACACUUUAAACAGUCUUGUUGGUAUGCCUUUGGUAAGUUGUAUGAAAUAUUUAUCUUUCAUAUGUAUCAAAUUUUGAUUUUAUUAUUCGUUACCUUAAUAUAAGAUAUAUGAAAUAACUUAUUGGAAUGCAAUGAAAAAAAACUGACAAAAUAAUCGCGAAUUUACAGUAUGUUGUUACUAUUUGCAUCAGACAGCGACAAAAUCAUUGUCUAUCAGAACUGAGAGUCUGUAAGAAAUGUUCUGUUUUAGUUAGUGAUAAAAGAACGAACUGUUAAUGCAAUUCGCCAAGUCCAUAUAUAUAUUCAUUGAUCUUCAUAUGAACUGUUAUAUGACGAAUUUUUGAACUAAAAUGAAUCUCAGUGUUUGAUAUUCGUUUGUUCAGAACAAAAUAAAUUUUAUAAACUAACUCAUUGUACCAAUGUUUGAGUCUUGUUUCUGUUGUUAUGGUUGUUGACCGACUCCCUAAGAUGAAGUAAGCGAAGCAGGUCUUAAUCUAUAACUCACUUAUUAGAAGUUAAAUGUUUUAAUCAUCAAUCCAUAAUAUAAUUAAAAUUCAGACAGUCUACGAAAUAAUAACAUUUUCAACAUUUAUUUUGCUUUAAUUCCGUGGUAAUUGAUUUUAUUUUUUCCGGUUCGAUUUCCGAAGUUGUUUUUAUUAAAAAACAUUCGUUUAUUCAUAUCGAAUAUUUCUCUUCAUAAAAAUUAUUGUACAGGCAAACGAACUAUUAUUAGCAGGUCGUAAAUUGUCCGCACGUGAAGCUUUACAACGAGGUUUAGCUUCUGAUCUUUUGUUCCCCAAAAGUUUUAAACAAGAACUACUUCUCCGUUGUCGAAAAUUAGCAGAAAAUUCGUGUAUGUCAUUGGAAAUCACUAAAUGUAUGAUGAAAAUGCAACAUCGUGAACGUAUUGAAUAUGUGAUUAAUGCCGAAUGUAAAAAACUAUUAGAAUGUUGGCAAACUGCAGAAUUUCGUUGUACAGCUAUGGAGUUCAUUUUAAAUGAAAUGGAUGAUUUUGUGUAAAUAUACUGUCUUGUUCUACUUUUCCGUAUUCAAUUAUCUCAUAUAUAACGCGAUAAAUUGUUAUUGUUACUAAAACAAUUAUUGUCAUCGUCAUAACUUAUUAUUCUAUGUUAAUAUAACGUUCUAUACAAUAAAGUUUAUGCAACCAUACACACUAGUGUUAUUACCGUGUAUGACAUUCCAUAUUCUUUCUUUUAUAUAUAAUCAUACAUAACAUGUAUCAGUUUUAUAUAAUCAUUAUUAUAAUAGAACCAUAUCUGUAUAUUUUUGUUUGGUCUUUCACAUUUUCUGCUUUUACGUUCUACUUCGUUUUCGAAACAGUAGUUCGCUUUUAAAACUAUCAUCCUGUUCACCCAUACUUCCUGUUUAUCUUGCCAUUCUAUCCCUUUUAAAUCAUUGAUGAUUUUAAUGAUUGUAAAAUUUACAUUUCUCUUCGUGUAUGUGUCUGGACGUGUACAUAUUUGUGUACUUUAUCUUCCACUAAUGUCGUUGAAAUGCAUGUUCAUAUAUAUAUAGUGCCUAGUCUAUUACUAAUAAUUUUUAUCUUCUCUCCGGUAGCUACUGUCAUAGUUGACAGUUGUAUCAUUUCCGUCUGGCUAUUUUUCUUCACCGAUCUAUCUUAUUUCAUUUCUGAAUGUCAACCUGUACUCAUUAUUACUAUUAUUAAAAUUGUUGUUACCCUUUUAAUCAAUCAAUGUUCUACAAUCUCUACACCUUUUUGACAAUCCAUUCGUUAUUUAAUGUUAAACACAAAGAAGCAGCUCAUGUUUUUUUUUCGUAUCUGUGUAUAUUUUGUUUAUUUGCAUGUGAUACGAGAAAAAUAUACUGUAGUUUACUUCCUUCCAUUAUUCCUUUUUUUGUAAAAGAAAACUGUAUUUUUUAAAAGAGAAGUGUUCAUCCAGUUUGUCAUAACUUUCCGUUCCAAUUCUGAAUUUUCAGGAUUUCAGUGGGUUUUUUUUACAUUGUAGAAUAAUAGGUUAGUUGGAUGGGUAAAAUCAAUUUUCUGGCAUUUUAUCGGUUAUCAUAGUUGUUACUGUUGGUCUUAACGAGGACUUUCCUGUAAAAAAAAUAAAUUUCUACCGUACCUGUAAAGG